UUGAGAUCCCCCUUCUCGUCAGCUUCACCUCGCCAACUCACCUCCUCUGCCGACGUUGGUUCUGCCAGCUCCUCUGCAAGCUCUGGAUCCUCACCCAGUCCUCACCUGAACCACUCUCCAAGAAAUCUUCCUCCAGCUGUGAGUUGAGCGUUUUCCCCUUCACUACACUCGUGGAAGCAAAUUAAGACUGUGGACAAUUCGCUGCUCACGAGUCCAAAACUCUUGCCUGACCUGUGGUCCACUGCUAAUCUGCUCGCCUAUCACCCGGAAGACCCGAGUUCGAAUCCUGCCAUACCCACCUGCUAUACUCUGCUGCUUCAUUGGAUUUGGUGUUCAAUAAAGACUGUUGUUAAAGUGAACCUGCUUGUUUGUGCUGCAAUUGGGUCCAGUCAAUACCCGUUACAGUACAAUCUGGCCAAAACUAUGGACCCAGCACACAAUCCCUCACCACUGAAUCGCCUUGAGAGAAUUGAGGGCGUUCUGCAGCAACAUGAGGCCAUGAUGACUGCAGCUGCCGCUGAAGCCAGACGAGCUGCUGAGACUCAGGGACAAUCACUUGCAGCGUUAGCCGCACAGAUGCAACAGCUAGCAGCUCAACUGACCCAGCUCCCCUCAUCUGCUGGAUCUGCCUUUUCUUCAGAAGCUUCACCUUCUGCUCCUGCACCUGUACCCGCCUCUUCUCUACCCAGCGAUGCUCCUGAGCCACGGGUGGGAACCCCAGAGCGUUAUGAUGGAGAUCGAGAGACUUGCGGCCCCUUCCUCACCAACUGUUCUCUCCUGUUUGCCCUACAGCCCCGCACCUUCGCCACAGAACCGGCGAAGGUAGCGUUUGUCAUCAACCACCUGACAGGCAGAGCUAGACUAUGGGGAACAGCUGAGUGGGAGAGGCGGUCUCCAGCCUGUGUUUCCUUUGACCUGUUUGCUGCCGAGCUUCGGAAGGUUUUUGGGUUUGAGAAUUCUGGUUCUGAUUCGGCAAGGGGACUGAUGGGACUGAAGCAAGGCGAACGAACAGUGGCUGACUAUUCCAUUGAUUUCCGCACCAGAGCCAGCCAAAGUGCAUGGAACAGUGCAGCUCUCUGUGAUGCCUUUCUCCAUGGGUUGGCAGAUUACAUUAAAGAUGAACUGGUUUCACAUGACACCUCCCUCACCUUGGACGGGGUGAUUGACUUGGCCGUCCGCAUCGACCUUCGUGUUCAGACUCGUCGACGAGAGAAGCGUCAAGGAGGAACCCAACAUUCUCGUCUACCUCGCUCCCGUGGGGGUGCUGCUGCACCCAACUCCACCCCAUUGGGUCAGCAGUUUGAGGAUCCAGAGCCCAUGCAGUUGGGCCGCACCUCUCUCUCCCUGGAAGAGAGAGAGCGUCGACGCAAGUCUAAUCUCUGCCUCUAUUGUGGGGCAGCGGGACACUACAUCUCCGGCUGUCCAGCAAAAGCCAGAGCUCAUCAGUAGUUGGGGAGACCCUGGUGAGCUCAACUACCCUGUCACCUCCCCAAAGCCAGCGACCCCUGCUCCAAGGCCGCCUCCUUCUUCCAGAUGGCCCCCACACCUUGGCUAUCUUCAUUGACUCCGGGGCUGAUGCCAGCAUCAUUGACGAGGAGGUGGUCCUUCAGCUGGGGCUUGAGCGGGUUCCUUUGCCUCACCCGGUUCCUGCUCGAGCCUUAGAUGGACAUGUCCUGGGCACCGUCACGCAUCAGACCUCUCCUGUUCACCUGCUACUGUCUGGUAACCAUCACGAAACCGUCCAGUUUCACAUCCUGAGCUCUUCCUGCCUGCCACUUAUCCUGGGAUAUCCAUGGCUCCGUCUUCACAAUCCUCACAUCGACUGGGCAACUGGGACCAUCCGGGAGUGGAGUUCCUCCUGUCAUCAGAGGUGCCUGCAGCAAGCCUCAGUUCCGCUUCAUCCCUCUGGGUGUAGCUCCAGUUCGUCACCUGACCUCAGUGGGGUGCCACCCGAGUACCAUGACUUCCGCCAGGUCUUCAGCAAAGCCAGAGCCACCUCUCUGCCUCCACACCGACCCUAUGAUUGCAUCAUUGAUCUCCUGCCUGGUUCAUCACCUCCCAAGGGUCGCCUGUACUCCCUGUCUGAACCCGAAAGAAGGGCCAUGGAGACGUACAUAAAUGACUCCUUGGCCGCAGGCAUCAUUCGUCCCUCUUCAUCCCCUGCUGGAGCAGGGUUUUUCUUUGUUGAGAAGAAGGACAAGACAUUGAGACCUUGCAUUGAUUAUAGAGGACUGAAUGAGAUCACGGUAAAGAACCGUUACCCACUGCCACUCAUGUCCACUGCCUUUGAACUGCUCCAGGGGGCCACCAUUUUCUCCAAACUCGACCUACGCAACGCCUACCACCUCGUCCGCAUCAGAGAAGGAGAUGAAUGGAAGACAGCAUUCAACACCCCUACCGGACACUACGAGUACCUCGUAAUGCCGUUUGGCCUCACCAAUGCCCCUGCCGUCUUCCAGGCUCUGAUUAAUGAUGUUCUCAGAGACAUGAUAAACCAGUAUGUCUUUGUUUACCUAGAUGAUAUACUCAUCUUCUCCCGGUCCAAGGAGCAACACAUUCAUCAUGUCCAGUCCGUCCUUCAGCGCCUCUUGGAGAACUCCCUUUAUGUUAAAGCAGAAAAGUGCGAGUUCCAUGUUCCUUCAGCAUCUUUUCUGGGGUACAUUGUGGCACAAGGCAGCAUCCAGAUGGACCCAGCCAAGGUCUCAGCUGUUACCUCCUGGCCUGUUCCGGAGAACCGCAAGCAGCUUCAGCGCUUCCUUGGGUUCGCAAAUUUCUACCGUCGCUUCAUCCGCAACUACAGCUCAGUUGCAGCCCCUCUCACCAUUCUGACCUCCCCCAAGGUGCCCUUCCAGUGGUCUUCUGCAGCUGCAGCGGCCUUCCAGUUCCUCAAGGAUCGGUUCACCUCAUCGCCCAUCCUCCUGAUGCCUGACUCUGAACGCCAGUUUGUGGUCGAGGUAGAUGCCUCUGAUGUUGGGGUGGGGGCCGUCUUGUCUCAACGCUCAUGCACUGACCAGAAGCUCCAUCCCUGUGCCUUCUUCUCCCGCCGUCUAUCCUCUGCAGAAAGAAACUAUGACAUUGGUAACAGGGAACUCUUGGCAGUAAAGAUGGCCUUAGAAGAGUGGCGCCAUUGGUUGGAGGGCACAAAGGAACCUUUUCUUGUAUGGACUGACCACAAGAAUCUGGAGUACAUACGCUCUGCAAAAAGACUGAACUCUCGCCAGGCCCGCUGGUCCCUGUUCUUCGCCCGUUUCAACUUCACCCUCUCUUACCGUCCUGGUUCCCGCAAUGUCAAGCCUGACGCCCUGUCCCGACAGUUCCAGAGGACAGAGGAUUCGGUUGUUGGAGCUGAGACCAUCCUACCUACUUCCUGUCUUGUAGCCAUGUUGACCUGGGACAUUGAGGAGAAGGUGAGGGCAGCCACAGAAGGACAGCCGGGCCCCAGUUCCUGCCCGUCUAACUGCCUCUUUGUUCCACCAGCCUUGAGGUCAGAGGUGUUACAAUGGGCCCACUCCUCCAAGCUCUCCUGCCACCCUGGGAUUCAACGGACACAGCAUGCCCUCCUCCGACGUUUCUGGUGGCCCACUAUGCAAGAGGACAUCCGGGAAUUCGUCAAGGCCUGUCCAACCUGCAGCCAACAUAAGACCUCCCGUCGGCCUCCUGCUGGGCUACUACAACCUCUUCCUGUUCCUCACCGCCCAUGGUCUCACAUAUCUUUGGACUUUGUAACCGGUCUUCCCACCUCUGAUGGUCACACUGUCAUCCUGACCAUCGUGGACCGCUUCAGCAAGAUGGUCCACUUCGUUCCUCUGCCCAAGCUUCCCACUGCUAAAGAGACUGCCCAGUUGGUUCUGCUCCAUGUUUUCCGUCUUCAUGGUCUCCCUGUUGAUGUGGUGUCAGACCGUGGUCCCCAGUUUUCUUCCGUGUUUUGGAGGGAGUUCUGCAGUCUACUGGGUGCUACCGCCAGUCUGUCCUCUGGAUUCCAUCCUCAGACCAAUGGACAGACUGAGCGUAUGAAUCAAGAACUGGAAACAGCCCUGCGAAGCGUGGCUUCCCAUAACCCCUCUUCUUGGGCGUCACAACUUUUGUGGGUGGAAUAUGCCCACAACUCCCUCAUCUGCUCUUCUAUUGGCCUUUCUCCAUUCCAGUGUGCUUACGGCUAUCAACCACCACUUUUUCCAGCCCAGGAGAAGGAGGUCUCCUGUCCGUCAGUCCAAGCCUUCAUCCGUCGCUGCCGCAGAACAUGGCUCCAGGCUCGCUCCACCCUCCUCCGUUCCGUGAGUCGGUACGCUGCCAAUGCCAACCGCCGCCGUACUGCUGCACCUACCUACCAAGCGGGUCAGCAGGUGUGGCUCUCUACCCAAGACUUACCUCUCCGGGUGGAAUCCAAAAAGAUGGCUCCAAGGUUCAUUGGGCCUUUCACCAUUCAGAGGGUCAUCAACCCUGUGACAGUCCGGUUGAAACUCCCACGGUCCAUGAGAGUACACCCUACCUUCCAUGUCUCCAAGGUUAAGCCAGUCCACAACAGCCCCUUGGUCCCUGCGGCACCACUACCUCCCCCUCCACGAAUGGUCGACGGCGGUCCGGUGUAUGUAGUGUGCCGCUUAAUUCGUUCUCGGCAGCGGGGUAGGGGUCUCCAGUACCUUGUGGACUGGGAGGGUUACGGUCCUGAGGAGAGAUCUUGGGUUCCUGCUCGCCACAUUUUGGACCCCAACCUCGUGGCCAACU
Molecule: messenger RNA, 4725 nt
Organism: Xyrichtys novacula (pearly razorfish)
Lineage: Eukaryota; Metazoa; Chordata; Actinopteri; Labriformes; Labridae
Source: the annotation of a GenBank genome assembly